CUCGCGAUAUUACAAAAACCUGUUUGCCUGGAACCAAGAGAGACGAGAGGAGAGACAGCAAAAUAUCUCGGUUGUUCUGUUGCAAGCGAACGAAAGAUCAAGAUUUAACACACACUUUGACGCUUAGAUUGAACUUGAAACCAUAAGCCCAAAGCCUGCUGUAUGUCAGACGCGAUAUCCUGAUUAUACGUGAAGUGAGAUUUGAAAGAACGCGGCCACAGAAGCCAAAUUGUAUGAGUGAAGUGCUAACUGUUAACGUUAGCUGACAGGCUACAUAGCAUAGCCAUUGAUGCAAUGGCGUUGAAAAGAAUUCAGAAGGAGCUGUCAGACCUGCAGAGGGACCCGCCUGCUCAGUGCUCCGCCGGACCAGUCGGAGAAGAUUUGUUUCAUUGGCAGGCGACAAUAAUGGGUCCGAGUGACAGCCCUUAUCAGAGCGGAGUGUUUUUCCUCACCAUUCACUUCCCGACAGAUUACCCCUUCAAACCUCCCAAAGUUGCAUUCACAACAAAAAUCUACCACCCUAAUAUCAACAGCAAUGGAAGUAUUUGUCUGGAUAUCCUGAGAUCACAAUGGUCACCUGCACUUACAGUAUCAAAAGUAUUAUUGUCCAUCUGCUCCCUUCUCUGUGACCCAAACCCGGACGACCCGCUGGUCCCAGAGAUCGCCCACACAUACAAGGCCGACAGGGAAAGGUACAACAAAUCAGCAAGAGAAUGGACACACAAGUAUGCAAUGUGAGAGAGAGAGAGAGAGAGAGAGAGAGAGAGAGAGCGCCAGGGAGAUGAAAAUCACAAAUGAGAACAAAAAAAGAAACACGUUUGAUUUGUAACUUAAAAAAAUGGCAAAUGAGCAACAGAGGAAGAAGAUGACGACGACAACGACAAAAAAAAACUAGACAAGCCCAUCUUUUUUGGAGGAGGAAGCGACACGAUGAGGUACAGUGCCACCUGGCUUUCCAUGUGCUGAGCUGCUCCCAUGUGCUGUCCUUCAUGACUCGUAUUGGAUCUGCCGAGCGGGACCUCACGGGCUCCUUAAAGUGCUCCCAUGUGGAAUACCGGAAACUCUAAACACUCAGACUUUAAGCUGUUACUCCUGCUUCUGUGAAUCACUAUCAUCGCUAUUCAUAACGCAUCAUUUUCAAUGUCGAUGAGUCAUAGCGGUAUAGCAUUUAGUUUUUAUUUUAGGAGAUUUGGCUCUCCCCUUUUUAUUUUGAGAGGUACUGUCUGUGUCCCACUGGAUGUCUUGUUGUUGUUGUUAUUAUUAUUAUUAUUGUAUUUCCAUGUUAUUUAGUGGCCUUUCUGUGUUUUUAUUUUCUCGGUAUAUGUGCAAUCGAGGCAGAAUGUUCCCUGCUCAACACAAAAAUGGUGCAGUGCCAUUACCAGCAGCUGAUCGGUUGGCGCACGCUGUCUCUCUACACCCCGAAACAAUGUGAAAGAUGUAAAGAAGGAAUCGGUCUCUCUUAUCAACCUGUGCAUUUUUUUUCGAAAUUGCGACAGUAUUUAGUGGUUUUCUAGGGCAGUGGAGAGCUGCUGUUAGGAGCUAGCUGAGCCUUGCCUCAUUGAAUAUGUUCACAUGCACACUGUUUUUCCACUUUUUAUUCCGAAUAUGACAAUAUUCUGAAUGUGAUACGGGUCAUGUAAACAGCAUAUUCCAUUUGGAUAUUUUGAAUAAGACCUUUUAUCAGAAUAAAGCAUUUUUCGAUUACA
Molecule: messenger RNA, 1706 nt
Organism: Perca flavescens (yellow perch)
Lineage: Eukaryota; Metazoa; Chordata; Actinopteri; Perciformes; Percidae
Gene: ube2d4
Product: ubiquitin conjugating enzyme E2 D4
Exons: 7
Coding region: 295-738 (147 amino acids)
Source: RefSeq, a predicted model, not a curated record